Helicoverpa zea (corn earworm) is the source of this 1915-nucleotide messenger RNA. It is a transcript of the gene hfp, whose product is annotated as poly(U)-binding-splicing factor half pint. The transcript is spliced from 9 exons. The coding region runs from base 278 to 1735 and encodes 485 amino acids. The record is from RefSeq and is a predicted model, not a curated record. Gene Ontology annotation, biological process: mRNA splice site recognition; alternative mRNA splicing, via spliceosome; regulation of alternative mRNA splicing, via spliceosome. Lineage: Eukaryota; Metazoa; Arthropoda; Insecta; Lepidoptera; Noctuidae. Gene Ontology annotation, molecular function: RNA binding. Gene Ontology annotation, cellular component: precatalytic spliceosome; catalytic step 2 spliceosome.
CCUGCCCGGCGCCGUGCCCGGCUAGAUAUAAGUUAGGUUUUUGCUAUACGCUUAGGCGUGCCGGUGACGCGGCGGCUGCGGCAGCGGCGCCGGCUGCUCCUCGCCGGUCUCACAAUGUGGUUUCCAUUCGGCGCCGAUCUACGACUUGCAGCAGGUCGGCGAUGUGUUCACAGGUCCGGGCGCGAAGUGCUCGACGCUGCCGGCCAUCCUGGGCGGGUCGCUGCCGCGCGUGUCGGCGGAGCAGGCGGAGGCGGUGGCGCGGGCCAAGAAGUACGCGAUGGAGCAGAGCAUCAAGAUGGUGCUGAUGAAGCAGACGCUGGCGCACCAGCAGCAGCAGAUGGCGUCGCAGCGGACGCAGGUGCAGCGCCAGCAGGCACUCGCACUCAUGUGCAGAGUAUAUGUGGGCUCCAUAUCAUUUGAGUUGAAGGAGGACACGAUUCGCCAAGCGUUCCUGCCGUUCGGGCCGAUCAAGUCCAUCAACAUGUCGUGGGACCCGGUGACGCAGAAGCACAAGGGCUUCGCCUUCGUGGAGUACGAGAUCCCCGAGGCCGCGCAGCUCAGCCUCGAGCAGAUGAACGGCGUCAUGCUGGGCGGCAGGAACAUCAAGGUGGUGGGGCGGCCGUCCAACAUGCCGCAGGCGCAGGCCGUCAUCGACGAGAUCCAGGAGGAGGCCAAGCAGUACAACCGCAUCUACGUCGCCUCCAUCCACCCCGAGCUCACCGAGGAUGACAUCAAGAACGUGUUCGAGGCGUUCGGGCCCAUCACGUACUGCAAGCUGGCGUACGGCGCCUCGGCACACAAGCACAAGGGCUACGGCUUCAUCGAGUACGCCACGCUGGCGGCCGCGCUCGAGGCCAUCGCCUCCAUGAACCUGUUCGACCUCGGCGGCCAGUACCUCCGCGUCGGCCGAGCCAUCACCCCGCCCAACGCGCUGGCCGGCCCGCCGCAGCCCUCCGCCAUGCCCACCGCCGCCGCCGUCGCCGCCGCCGCCGCCACCGCCAAGAUCCAGGCCAUGGACGCCGUGGCCAGCAACGCCGUCGCGCUCGGCCUCACCACGCUCAACGCGCUCGGCCUCCCGCCGGCCGCCGCCCUGCCCUCGCUAGCCGCCGCGCUGCCCCUGCCCGCCGCGCUGCCACUGCCCGCGCUGCCACUGCCCGCACUCGCGGCGCUGCCCGCGCUGCCGCUGCCGGCCGCGCUGCCGCCCGCCGCCGCGCUGCCGCCGCCCGGCGUCGUGAUCCCCGCCGCGCCCGCGCCGCCCAGCCCGCGCGAGCCCGCCGCGCCGCCCGCCGACCCCGGCGCCGGCCAGCAGGCGGCGCUGCAGCGCAAGCUGCUCGACACCUCGCCCGACACGCUGCAGCAGCAGGAGUCGCUGUCCAUCUCCGGCCAGUCGGCGCGGCACCUCGUCAUGCAGCGGCUGAUGCGGCGGCGAGCGUCGCGCACGGUGCUGCUGUGCAACAUGGUGUCGGCGGAGGAGGUGGACGAGGUGCUGCACCACGAGAUCCAGGAGGAGUGCUCGAAGCACGGCCGCGUCGAGCGCCUCGUCAUCUACAACGAGCGCCAGAGCGAGGACGACGACCCCGUGCACGCCGACGUCAAGAUCUUCGUGCAGUUCGCCGAGCCGGACGAGGCGAGCGCGGCGGCGAGCGCACUGCACGGGCGCUACUUCGGAGGCCGCACCGUGCGCGCGGCGCUGUACGACCAGGACCUGUUCGACCACGGCGACCUGUCGGGCUAGCCCCGCCCCGCCCGCCCGGCCCCGCCCCCGACCCGCCCGGCCCCGCCCCCGGCCCCGCCCCUCCCGCGUCGGCGCCGAGCUCCCGACUCUCCUCGCUUAGGUUACUACGAUCCGGAUUCGGUUAAGUUUAAGUUCUGAUGUGAUAAUACGAGUUUAAAAUAAAGUAUCGCUCGUUAUUUA